AUGAAAAAAUUUGUGUCUUUCCCCCUCUCUCCUUCCACCUCUCUCCCUCUAUCUCUACCUCCCUCUCUCUAUCUCUUUCUACUUCUUUCUCUUUAUUCUUCUCUCUCUCAUCCAAAAGGUGACUCUCUCUAUCUCUGGACCCCUCUCUCUUAUCAAUUUCUCUAUCUCUUUCUACUUCUUUCUCUUUAUUCUUCUCUCUCUUUCCACCUUUCUCUCUCUUUCCAACUCUCUUUGAUUUUCCUUUCCAUCUUUCUCCUUCCACUUCUUACUCUUUCAACCUAUCUCUCUCUCACUCUCAACCUCUCUCUUUCAACCUCUCUCUUUCGACCUGUCUCUCUCUUUCCACUUCUCACUUUCUACCUCUCCUUCUUUCCACCUCUCUCUCUUAACUUCUCUCCCUUUUCACUUCUCUCUUUUCACCUCUCUCUGUGCGUGAUUGCAUGGUGCGUACGACCGGCGCAUAAUGAUUUACGUUUUUUUCUAUCUCUCUCUCUCUUUCCACCUCUGUCUCUUUCCACCUCUUUCUCCUUCCACCUCUUUCUCUCUCUUUCCACCUCACUCUUUCCACCUCUCUCUCUCUUUCCACCUCUCUCUCUCUUUCCACCUCUCUCUCUUUCCACCUCACUCUUUCCAACUCUCUCUUUCUUUCCAUCUCUCUCUCUUUCCACCUCUCUCUCUUUUUCCACCUUGCGUGCGAGAGAUUUAAAUCUCAAUUUUUUAUCUCUAUCUAUCUAUCUAUCUAUCUAUCUAUAUAUAUAUAUAUAUAUAUAUAUAUAUAAUAUUAUCGGUCUGUGCAUUUCUAUCUAUCUAUCUAUCUAUCUAUCUAUCUAUCUAUCAAAUACAGUUCAUAUCUAUUCAUCUAUUACAUUCUUUUAA
Acanthosepion pharaonis is the source of this 876-nucleotide messenger RNA. Lineage: Eukaryota; Metazoa; Mollusca; Cephalopoda; Sepiida; Sepiidae. The record is from the annotation of a GenBank genome assembly.